AUGGCGCUCAUUCGCCGCGCCAAAGCCAUCGCGAACGUCGCCGAGGCGGAAAAGCGCGACGCCGAGCGCCUGCGACGAGCCGAGCAGCGCUGGGGACAGGCGAUCACGCGCGACGGACGACGGUACUACUUCGAUAAGAUCGAGCGCGGGACGGUGCAGUGGGAGUGCCCGCGCGAGCUCAAGGGGACGCGGACGCGAACGCUUCGCGCGGACGUCGUCGAAUCCCCGACGCUGCCCGACGGCUGGCGCGAGCUCAGGAGCGAGACCGCGGAGAAGAUUCCGUAUUAUUGGAACAUGCACACCGGGCUCGUGCAGUGGGAGCGGCCGAGGAACGAGGCGCUGGCGGUCGCCGUCGUCGUGCCCGCGCGCGCCGCCGGCGCGGCGUCGCGGUAG
This is a messenger RNA of Ostreococcus lucimarinus CCE9901, 393 nucleotides long. RefSeq lists its product with no specific name. The transcript has a single exon. The coding region runs from base 1 to 393 and encodes 130 amino acids. Gene Ontology annotation, molecular function: protein binding. Lineage: Eukaryota; Viridiplantae; Chlorophyta; Mamiellophyceae; Mamiellales; Bathycoccaceae. The record is from RefSeq and is a predicted model, not a curated record.